Messenger RNA from Phaethon lepturus (White-tailed tropicbird), 1329 nucleotides. RefSeq names its product ring finger protein 149 (gene RNF149). The transcript is spliced from 7 exons. The annotation marks the transcript as partial. NCBI's taxonomy places the organism in Eukaryota, Metazoa, Chordata, Aves, Phaethontiformes, Phaethontidae. The record is from RefSeq and is a predicted model, not a curated record.
AUGGGUAUCAUGGUUCUUACAGAACCAGACCAGAAAUGGGACGGUUGCAUAAGGUGAAGCUGGAAGAGGGAACAGGAAAUACAGUGGUGAUAAUGGUUGGCUAUCCAAAAGGAAUAGAAAUAUUGGAGCCUGUACGAAGAGGGAUUCCAGUAAAAAUGACUAUUGUUGUUGGCACGCGACAUGUGCAGGAAUAUAUUAGUGGUCAGUCAGUUGUGUUUGUAGCCAUUGCCUUCAUCACCAUGAUGAUUAUAUCGCUUGCUUGGCUCAUAUUUUACUACAUACAACGUUUCCUGUAUACAGGAUCACAGUUUGGAAACCAGGGACAUAGGAAAGAAACCAAGAAAGCAAUCAGCCAGCUUCAGCUGCAUACUGUGAAACGUGGCGAAAAGGGUUUAGAUGUUGAUGUGGAAAACUGUGCUGUGUGCAUUGAGAAUUAUAAACUGAAAGACACUGUCCGAAUUCUGCCAUGCAAGCACAUCUUCCAUAGAACGUGCAUUGACCCUUGGCUUUUGGACCACCGAACUUGUCCAAUGUGUAAACUAGACGUUAUAAAAGCUUUGGGAUACUGGGGGGACCCUGAAGAUGUACUUGAAGUUCCAAUACCUGAAUCAAUAAGCGGCAGUGUUUCAGUCGGAAGUCUGAGUAUUGCUUUACAAGAUGAUGACAGAAAUGAAGUAAGCGAAUUGUCGGCUUCCUCCACUAAUGAAUCUGUAUUGCAAUGUACCAGUUUAAAAGAGGACGCAGGUGAAACCACAGCAUUACUUGAUGUGGAUGUCAGUAAUAACCGGCAUGGAGAACAUCUAUCUAAUGGAAGUUCCCACUGAACUGCUUCAUGGAAGAUACUUUGAAUAGACUGUUGAAGAACUAUUAUUUUUUAUUUAAUUAGUAUGGACUUUUGUCUAGUUAAUGGAAAAAAUAACAAUAUAAAUUAUUUUACCUUUCAAACUUUUCUAGCUGGUGUUCCAAAAGGGCUAAUAACUAAGAAUUUUGUACACAGGAGGAUUUUAUAAAAUCUCCUCUGGAUGUCUCAUCCUAAAAAAAGAUGCAAUAACCCUUUUUCUGUAAGCAUUGUUACAAUGUCAUUGUGUUCCAGAGGGCUGUAACAAAGACGAAGACUAGGCAGUGAAAACAAUGUAGAAUGUCUCACGGAUAAAUAUUUUGGAUGCACUAUUUACAUUCAGUAUGUACACAUGGAGAACACUUACAAGACUACAACUAUUAAAAUGUUCUGAAAGUUCUGAUCUGUUGUAAUUGGAGACAGAUAUUCUUAGAAAAGAUAUAAUCUAACCUUGAAGGAAUCUUACAACUUCAUAGAUAUGUUGCAUAUCC